AUGAGUUCGAGCCGGCUAUACGACACACGCUCAGGCUGGAUUCGGGAGCGGGAGUGUCAAGCCCAAGUUGAUCAGACCUGGACUGACCGUGACAUAGGCACCUUGAGCAUUUCUGAGCCUGAUAGAUGCCUCGACCAUCUCAUGGCAGCUUUCAACGUCACCCCCUCUGAUCCUUCAACAUUUAUCCUAAUGGGCAUCCCUGGCCUGGAAGCUGCUCAUGGCUGGAUUUCCAUCCCUUUCUCUAUGUUCUACAUUAUUAGCCUAUUUGGAAAUUUUAUGGUUCUGUUUGUUGUAGGCAAAGAGCAGACCCUGCAUAAGCCCAUGUACCUGCUGCUCUGCAUGCUGGCACUCACAGAUAUCGGCAUGUCUACCUCUGUCAUUCCAAAGGCACUGUAUAUAUUUUGGUUUAAUUUGAAAGGCAUUACUCUGGUUGACUGCCUCACCCAGAUGUUCUUCCUUCACACGGUUACCAUAAUGCAGUCAGCCGUCCUUGUGACAAUGGCCUUCGAUCGCUAUGUUGCCAUAUGUAGCCCUCUGAGAUACUCCACCAUCCUCACCAACGCACGAGUAGCUAAGCUAGGGCUAGUGGGUUUGAUAAGAGCUGUUGUCUUUGUUCUGCUCCUGCCCCUGCUCCUGAGCAGGCAUCCAUUCUGUGCCAACCGCAUUAUCCCCCACACGUACUGCGAGCACAUGUCCGUGGCAAAGAUGUCAUGUGGGGAUAUCACAGUUAACAGGAUAUAUGGCUUGGUGACAGCAUGUGUUGUCAUCGUGUUAGACCUGAUGCUCAUUGCUCUGUCCUAUGCUCUGAUCAUCAGGGAUGUCCUCAGAAUCUCUUCCAAGAAAGCCCACCAGAAAGCCCUUAACACCUGCACAGCCCAUAUCUGUGUGAUGCUGAUGUCUUAUACUGCCUGCCUCUUCUCCUACCUGACACAGAGGUUUGGUCAAGGAAUCGCUUCCCAUGUACAUGUCACCUUCGCUAACUUCUAUCUCCUUGUCCCCCCCAUGCUCAACCCUAUCAUUUAUGGUGUCAGAUCCAAAGAGCUUCGUGACAAAGUGGGUAAAUACACCUGCAGAAGGUGA
Molecule: messenger RNA, 1080 nt
Organism: Trachemys scripta elegans
Lineage: Eukaryota; Metazoa; Chordata; Testudines; Emydidae
Product: olfactory receptor 52E2-like
Exons: 2
Coding region: 1-1080 (359 amino acids)
Biological process (GO): G protein-coupled receptor signaling pathway
Cellular component (GO): membrane
Molecular function (GO): olfactory receptor activity; G protein-coupled receptor activity
Source: RefSeq, a predicted model, not a curated record